GCCGAACGAAGAUCCACUGUUCUAAAAAGUGAUGUGUCCGCCUAAUAUAAAGCAAUUUACUGGUAUUUCUUUCGGUCGACGCAACGACACUGUGAAAAAAAUGGGCGGUCGUGUUGCUGCACGUUAGAAGCGCUGCUGAAAGUUUGUUCGGUGCGCUGGUCACGCGGCGUGCGACAAGAAUCGAAAGAGGCCGCGAGUGACUCUGCCCUUCUGCACCGCCAACACAACUACCUACCGGGGCUGCAAUGUCGGACGCUGCGGGCUCGAGCAGCCAGCCGAGCGCCACGACUGGCAGCGGAGAUGGUGCUGCGUCGAGUAGCUCCUCGAGCCAAGUUCCACGCGAGACCCUGAUUGCGCUGAUCAAGAAAAAAGACAAGGAACUGAAGACGGUGGAGGCCAAGCUAGACAAAAUCGAGGACCGGUACGUAAAACUACUGCGCUUCAACAUAGGGAAGUGUCAGAAUCGAAAUUGACAAAGUCGAAAAACUUGUGAUGCAUAAAAUCGAUACCAGUUAGAUCCUCAGUUUGUUAGUGGCGCAUGACAAAUUUCGGCAGCACCCAAAUCCAGCCUGUCAUGCUGUUUGGGCAAAGAAGACUGCUCCUGUCAUGCUACUCUUGCAGCACAUUGCAUACCCCUAAACAGGCUCACAAUCGGUCUCAUUUGCCUGCUCCCCAAUACAGGCCUCAAGUGCCCUGCAUUUUAUGCGUCACAAAUUUUCCGACUUUGUCGAUUUCGAUCCUGACACAUCCAUACAACAAGAUAUUGCAUGAAGAUCGCGCAAGCUUUUUGCGGUUUUGCAAACUGCUGCUGCCGGAUCCCGAAACUGCGUUCGAAGAGGCGGCAGCGCAGGAGACGCCGGUACUAAGAGGCCCAAGAUCAUCAUGGAUCUACUCUGUGGUUUUGCUCUCUGGGUCGUUGCAUAAAUGCUUUAUUUUGCGACUGGUGCACAGGACAAAUUUCGUGUUCGUUCUGCUUCUGUCCGAAGAUCAUUUUGUUCUUGAAGUUGUGCUUGUUCCCUACAACUAUUGUUGUUCUAUCCCAGAUAAAUUUCGAGCUGCUUACGCCGGGGAUUGAGUCCUUGGAGGGGAAGGACCGCGAGCUGAACGUGUUACGCGACUUUGUGCGAUUGGUCUUUCCCAAUGAGGCCGAGCAGAUGCUUUCGGACCAGACGGCCACUCUGGAGGCGCAGCUCCGCGCGAAGUGGAUCAUGUUGGAGGAACUCCAGAACCGGUCGUUGCAGGAGGCCAACAUUGUAGCACAGCAGAACAUGCAGAACACGAACCAAAACGUGAAAGCGAUGGAGAGCCAGAACCGGUCCCUGAAGGCGGAAAACAAGGAUUUGCAGUUGCAAAUCCAAAACCUUCGGGCGCAGAACAACAACCGAGCGCAGCAGCUGACGAGCAAAAUGCAAUCCGGCGGCGCGGGAUCGUCCUCCAGUGGUGGUGCGACGGAUCAGGGAGCAGCGCCCGGUGUAGUUGCUUCUGGAGUCGACCAGGGGCGCGUGCGCGACCUCGAGCAGAGGAUUCAACAGCUGCAGCAGGAAAACUUGGCGCUCACGUCGAAGUGCGACCAGAUCGACGUACUUAUAGUAUGUUUACUCACCUUCCACGGGGCCAAAAUCUACUUUCACGCGUAAUAUCUUCUUAUGUGCUGGUGCCGGGAACGAAGAUGUUUUUAAACUGCCAGUAUUGAUGCUUUUUGUGCAUGCUAUGAAUUCUAAACCUUUCGCGAUGGAUACCUUAAAAACAGGGAUCGUACCGCGCGGAGCUAGAGCUCGGACAGCGCAUGCUACAGUCCGUGAAAAGCCAGCACGCCGAGGAAAAGCGCCAGUAUACCGAGCAGCUGAGCACAAAAGAGAAACAAAUGUCAAAGAUGGAGCAUGACAUCGCGAAAAUGGAAGAGGAGCUCGACACAAGCCGCAUGAUCACCAAGGCCGCAGAAUUGCAGGUUUGUGGUCGCAAUUAGUGUAUUGGCACGGGUUCAUCUUGUGAGAAGUGGAAAUUCUUUAUAGUACACAGUGAGCGUGGAUCCUUGUCUUUUUACAGCAAAAGAGCAACCGGUCGUGGAGUUCAAAUCAUAAAUAAAAACAAGCAAAAAUUAUCCCUACCCACCCACUUGUCAACAACAGGCCAACCGCGACCUGAUUCUCCGGGAGCAGGGCGAAGAGACGCGGAAGCUGCGGUUCCAGGUGCGGGAGAUGGAGCAGAAGAUGCGCAAGAACAACGACGAGCAGGUGGGCAUGAAGAAGAGGAUACGGGAGCUGGAGAUCAUGUCCGAUGCGAACGUGGACAAGGCCUACCUGCGCGAGGUGGUGUACAAGUACUGCGAGUACGCGCAGAAGGGCGACAUGAAGGCGCAGUCCCUGAUUCCCGCCGUGUGCACGGUGAUCGGGUGCUCGAACGUGGAGCGGGAGUCGUUGAUGAAGGCCGCCCUGCCCACCCCCUGGCUCGUGCUGAACCAGGCCAUUGGUACGUGGGCCGCGGCGGGCACGGGUGACGAAGGCGCGCCAGCCUCGAGUUCCUCGUCCACCGGGCCUAGGAAACGCGCGGCGGGGCCGAAACGCAUGUCCCAGCCGCCGACGCCAGCGGGAAAGCAAGGUAUAGAUUUCUAGAAUAGCUUGUUUCUCCAGUCUUCACACACGAUACAUCAUUGGGAUCUGGGUUCGAAAUGUUUUUGAUGGAAAAAGUAGGGACAAGCGCGGCUCCGCGGAUAAGCAAUGGCAAAUAGAUACUACACAAAAAUCCAGCUGCGGCGAAAGCGUCACGCAGUUCGGCGGGGAGCGGAAAUUUUGUGCCUCCGGAUCGAGGUGGAAGCGAUCGGGGGAAGCUGCCACCUGCUAUGGCUACCAGCAGGAACGAUGGCGCGUCGACAACAGCUUCCCAGGCUUCGGACAUAACGGUGGAAAGCCGAAGCACGUCGAAGGGACAGUCUGCGGUGAACAACAGUCCGAGCAAAACCCUGAUCAAGACGUCGGAAAGACGGCCGGAAAUUCGAAAGCCCCCUACCCCGGUCGAGAGAACCAAUGGCCCGCUGCUGCAAACAACAUGAUUUCGCAAAACAGCCAGAAGUUCUCGAAAGCACGAUUGCACGCUGAACAUCAGAAUCGAUUCGGUCACGCUGUUGUCUCGCAUUCGCGCUCCACCAACGCAUUGCAAUUGCAACGCUUGUUGCAACCAGAAAUUAC
Messenger RNA from Amoebophrya sp. A120, 3185 nucleotides. The record is from the annotation of a GenBank genome assembly. Lineage: Eukaryota; Dinophyceae; Syndiniales; Amoebophryaceae.